CACUGGCGUCGAGCAAUUACAAAAGCAGCCACACGAAUAGAGCGAGCGGCAAUCGCCAGCGGGAGCAGUUCGGCGUUGGAGCUAAGCACCUACGAUCGCACAAAGGCUGUCUAUGAACCAAAAAUCAACAUUACUUGAAAUUAAGAUAAUGGCUGACAUGGAGGAAGUGCCUGAGAAAGUGCCACGCUUUGGGCUGCGCCACGUGCAAGCGGGUCUUCUCUUUCUCGGACUGGCUGCCAACACAGUAUUGCAGCUAAAUGUAAGCGUUGCUGUGGUGGCGAUGACCAAUGGAACCACAUCGAACGAUACCGACCCGCCAGUGGCACUACAACUGGACUGAGGAAAAAAAGUCGUACAUCCUGUCUAGCUAUUACUGGGGCUGUGCUCUGGCCCAGUUCCCAGCCGGCUAUCUAUGCAAGCGCUUUGGAUCCAAGGCUGUUCUCUUCUGGGGCACUCUGGGAUCAUCAUUGCUCAGUGCCCUUACAACCUAUGGAGUUUAUGUUGCCGGUUGGAAGGCUUACUGCGCGAUUCGCUUACUGCAGGGUCUUUGCCAGGUGACCUGGCCCUGCAUCCACCAGCAUUUAGCCAACUGGUGCCCAACGGCGGAGCGAACGCGUCUAGGAGCAUUUGCCUAUACGGGCUUUGAUUGUGGUAAUGUUUUGGCCAUGUAUGGAGCAGGCAUGAUUGCAAGUUCUUCGCUGGGAUGGCCUGGCAUUAGUUACUCGGCAGCCGGCUUGGGCAUAGUGUGGUGCGUACUCUGGAUCCUCCUCGGAGCAAAUAAGGCCAGUGAGGCCAGGUUCAUUCGCGAGGCGGAGAAAUCGUAUAUUGUGCACGACAUCCAGCGAUCGGAAAGAAAGGAACCGAAGAAAAUGGAGAUUCCUUGGAAGGGCAUUUUCACAUCCGCCCCAGUCUAUGCACUACUCUGCGCUCGAUGUGCUGACAGCUGGGGACUGACCACUAUGCAAACCGAAUUGCCCACCUACUUGAGCGGCGUCCUGAAACUGGACAUGAAAAGUAAUGCUAUUUACUCAGCCCUUCCCUUCCUACUCAUGUGGGUAAUGUGCUACGUUUACCUGAUCAUUGCCGAUGUACUGCUUCAUAAAAAGUGGAUGAGCUUGACAGCGCUGAGAAAGACCUACACGAGCAUAGCUCUUUGGGCUCCGGCUUCCAUAAUGCUGACCCUUGUGUUUGUGGGGGAAGGGCAGAAGUCCUUGGUCCUUGUCUUAGUAACUCUUAGUGUGGGCGUGAGUAGUGCAGCCACGAUUGGCAGCGAGCUGAAUACGAUUGAUUUAUCACCAAACCACGCGGGUAUUCUAGCUGGCCUUAUGAGCAGCUUCACCAAUCUGAUGGCUCUACUUACGCCUCUUGUGGUGGGUCUUCUGGUAACGGACCCAAGUCAGCGGAGCCAGUGGCAGGUGGUUUUCGGUAUGGCUGCAGGGGUUUUAUUUGCCGGAAAUGUUAUUUUCUUGAUUUGGGGCUCUGCCCUAACCCAGCCGUGGAACGAGUCCAAGGAAUUGCGCCGUGAAUUGGAGCCCGAGGAGAAGCCUUUUAAACACACCAAACUUGAAAUAGGAGCUGAUAGUUCUGAUGGCAACGGAGUAGGUUUAAAACUUAACUGUAAGAGCCCUUGAGAAAUAUAUUUAUUUAUAUAUAUA
Messenger RNA from Drosophila eugracilis, 1655 nucleotides. Its product is annotated as putative inorganic phosphate cotransporter. Bases 288 to 1631 code for a protein of 447 amino acids. Gene Ontology annotation, biological process: transmembrane transport; monoatomic anion transport. The transcript is spliced from 4 exons. NCBI's taxonomy places the organism in Eukaryota, Metazoa, Arthropoda, Insecta, Diptera, Drosophilidae. Gene Ontology annotation, cellular component: plasma membrane. The record is from RefSeq and is a predicted model, not a curated record. Gene Ontology annotation, molecular function: transmembrane transporter activity.